Molecule: messenger RNA, 984 nt
Organism: Didymodactylos carnosus
Lineage: Eukaryota; Metazoa; Rotifera; Eurotatoria; Philodinida; Philodinidae
Source: the annotation of a GenBank genome assembly
AUGCUUGGGGGCACAUUUUUCAUUAUCUUUGCAAUUUGGUGGGGCUUUGCAUUAGCUGUAAAAUAUUUUCAUUUGCGUCAUCCGGCAAAAAAACCAUCGAAAUAUCAUUCAUCAACGACAUUUUCUUGCUUUUGUUGUCCAACAGCUUAUUUACAACGAAUACCGUUAGAAUCUUAUUUAAAAUUACUUUGUGUUUCAAUUGGUAUUUUGGGUGAAGCUGUAACGGGUCUGAAACAUCCUUAUGAUGAAGUAUUACAAAAAUAUCGAUGGUCAUUUAUUGAAGUGAAUGCUCAACAUAUAACAAUGUUUUUUUCAUUUGGUUUUGCUUCAUUUUUUGAAAUUUUGGUACAUUCAAAACAAUAUGAUUUACCUGCGGGUAUUGAAUAUGUCACAAACAUACUUGCCUAUGCUAUCGAAGGUUUUUUAUUUAAAUUUCAUUUACAUGGCCGAGAUGAAAUUGAUAUUCAUGUUCAUACAUUGUUAGUUUAUUCCAUUAGUAUGUGUGUAUUGGCUAGUAUAUGGGAAUAUUGUAGACCAAAUCAAAUAUUAGCCACUUACACCAGAAUUGCAGCUACUUUUUUACAAGGUACAUGGUUUUAUGAAGCUGGCUUUAUCUUGUAUCCACCGACUGAUUCUCCAAGUUGGAAAUGGACAGCUACUCAUGGUCAAAUAUUAAUCAUAACUGUAACAUUUGUUUGGCAAUUUUUACUUAUUUUGGUAUUUUUACUGUUACAAACUACAAUUGUUUGGUGUGUAUUAAAACGACGUUAUAAAAAUAGUUUGAAUUAUAAUUAUCAACAUUUGAAUAAUGAAGAUGAAGUUAAUAUGAAUUCAAAUAAUAAUAAUCAUGUAUUAAAGAGUUUAAUGUCCGUAAAUAAUAAUGGAAAAACGGUGGUAGAUAUCGGUUCAAUAGUACAAGAAAGUGGUGAUGACAACGAAAGCCAGUUAGAAUUUGAACAGUAUCGAACAGUGCCACAAUCUUGA